Haemonchus placei is the source of this 381-nucleotide messenger RNA. NCBI's taxonomy places the organism in Eukaryota, Metazoa, Nematoda, Chromadorea, Rhabditida, Trichostrongylidae. The record is from the annotation of a GenBank genome assembly.
AUGAAGGCAAGAGCAACCAUCACAGUUGGAGUUAGCUAUCAAAGCCGGAAAUGCCUCAAGCAUAAUCUGUAAUACGUCCACGUUUUGCGAAGAAACUGCGGCAUGAAGUACAGUGUCUUUUGUAUUCUGAUUUACUAAAACAUGGUCGUAAUUGGAUUCCAGCAGUCGUUUCACGAUAUCCAGCUGACCAUUCGUGCAAGCAAUGAACAACGCUGUAUCACUCUCUGGGGUACGACCAUUGAGUAUCGCAUAGUGAUCCUUCACGGGAAUGUUAGCAAGGAUCCGAUCAGCUGCUUCAACAUCUCCCUCAGCGCAAGCAACCAUCAACUGAGCAUGUGCCUCAUUCAACUUGUCAUUUUCGAGCUCUGUAAGUUCUGUUAA